AAACAUGAUCUCUCCGAAAUUCCAUUUCUGUACCAUCUCUCUCCCUCUCUCUCUCUCUCUCUCUCUCUCUCUCUCUCUGCCAUUGACGACAUCGACAAGCCGAGACAAGAAAAUCUCCUGCUACUAUUCGCUGGAAACCUCUCCUGUAAACCGUCAAAGCAGCCAAGCAGGGAUGGAUUUGGGUUCUCCCAAUUCGAGAUUGGAAGAGAUUAAUGAUGCUCAGAAAGAGGAAGGUUCCUUUUCUGUCGGAAAACUAGACCUUAAUCUUGCAGUGAGCAGAGAAGAAGGGAGUGAUGCUUAUGGCCGUGAGACAGUUACAGUGGAUUUGAAUAGGCAGAGUAAACAUGGCUCCCCUUUCUUUCCUGCUGGUGUUCGGUGUGAGGAGUCAGAUUCCUUUUCCAUGAAAUCCAGUUUGUCUGGGAGGACUGAAUUCGAACAUGAUGAGGUUGGGGAAAAAUCUUUUAUUCAUGAUCCAGAGGGUUUGAAGUCUCCAUUAAAGGACACGCAUUACCAAGGUGGAACUGGGUCCUUAUCUUACAGUCCCUCUGGUAAAUCUUCAUACCCACAUGACUCAGAAAUGUCUCCAGAUGAAAGAAAUGAAGAAGCCUAUCGCGUGUGGGAAUCUUCUAGGAUAGCUGAUACCAGCUAUCAGGAGGAAGAAGAAGAAGAAGAAGAAGAAGAAGAAGGAGAAGAAGGAGAAGAAGAAGAAGAGGAAGAAGAUAUGCAGAAGGUCAAUUUUGAUCCAGGCCGGGGAUACUCUGCUCUGCAUGAUGGAAAAGUAAAGGAUUAUUCUGGAAAUGCAUCUGGAGAUUCACAAAAUGAGAAAACUGAAUCAACCUAUGAGGAAGUAGAAAAGGGGGCGUCUGAUUACCAUGGAAAAAAGUUGUUGUCCCCUGAAAAGAUGCAAGACAAUGGUGACAAGAGCACAAGGGAAGUCUUCUACCAUUCAAGUAAUUCACCAUCUGAGAAUGGAAAGAUGGAGCGGCUUCGUUCUGAUCUUGACUCUCCACAAAUAACCCCAAAAAGACCUGCAUCAUCGGGGAGACAAAUGUCAGUUUCUCCUGAAAGGUCACCUUAUAUAGAACAAUCUCCACAAGAAAGACUAUCUUCACCACGGGGUGAUCAAGACCCAUCAUAUUACCCUAGAUCAUCUAGAGAAAGACAUUCCCCUAGAUCAUCGAGGAAGAGAUACUCACCUUCUCUUCAGAAGUUUGGUGUGGAAAGUAAAAGAGUUCCAUCCCAGAGAACUUCUAUUUCUCCAAAGAGGCGGUCUCAUCAAGAUUCACAGCACAGGGGUGAUGCAUCACCUAGAAGGAAUUAUUCUCCAUCAAGCCAUAGAAAACAAGAGAGGUCCAUGUUGAGAUCACCCAUCAGGCGCAGGGAUUCUUCUUCUGGUUCCAAAGGGGAUCAUCGUGGCAGAUCCCGGUCAAGGUCCCCGUAUGCAAGAGCCCAUUACAGAAGAUCCCCGAGGAGGAGAUAUUCCCCUAGCCACAGAUCUCCUCCUUCCAGGUAUUCUAGGAAGAGACCUUGGUCACCACCUCAUAAUCGGAACACUGGAAUCGGGAGACCUGGAAAUAAUCUAUUUGUUGCGGGCUUUAGCUUUGUGACUACGGAAAGAGAUCUUGAAAGGAAAUUUUCAAGGUUUGGCCGUGUCAGAAAUGUCCGCAUAGUUCGGGAUAAGAGGUCGGGUGAUUCUCGUGGUUUUGGCUUCCUGUCCUUGGAAAGAGAUGAAGAUGCAGAUGCUGCAAUUCGAGCUCUUGACAAGUCUGAAUGGAAUGGCCGGAUUGUCCUAGUAGAGAAAUCAAAUACACCAACUAGCUGAAGUACUGUUUUGUUUGGUCAUUGUUGCAAUGGUCAAAGCUGGUUGCGAAGUUUAAACCUAUUGGAGAUUCAGUUACAGCUGUCUCAGUUUUGUUUCAUACUCAUAGUCUGUGAAAUAUGGUAUAUUUGGACAAAUAGCAAGUAUGACUUGGAACAAGAUUCUUAACAAUGUAAAGAUUUUUCUUUAAUGCUUAAUAUCUUUGAACUCA
This is a messenger RNA of Macadamia integrifolia, 2030 nucleotides long. Its product is annotated as scaffold attachment factor B1-like. The coding region runs from base 5 to 1822 and encodes 605 amino acids. Gene Ontology annotation, biological process: mRNA splicing, via spliceosome. Gene Ontology annotation, cellular component: U1 snRNP; U2-type prespliceosome; precatalytic spliceosome. Gene Ontology annotation, molecular function: U1 snRNA binding; mRNA binding. The record is from RefSeq and is a predicted model, not a curated record. NCBI's taxonomy places the organism in Eukaryota, Viridiplantae, Streptophyta, Magnoliopsida, Proteales, Proteaceae. The transcript has 4 exons.